Messenger RNA from Pogonomyrmex barbatus (red harvester ant), 1886 nucleotides. RefSeq names its product eukaryotic translation initiation factor 3 subunit L (gene eIF3l). Gene Ontology annotation, molecular function: protein binding; translation initiation factor activity. Gene Ontology annotation, cellular component: eukaryotic translation initiation factor 3 complex; cytoplasm. Gene Ontology annotation, biological process: translational initiation. The record is from RefSeq and is a predicted model, not a curated record. Lineage: Eukaryota; Metazoa; Arthropoda; Insecta; Hymenoptera; Formicidae.
AUCGGCUGUGUUCAAUUGUAACGUGAUCAACAGUCGCCCUCCCCCAUCAUUGUUCUGCUGCGUGUUGCUCCGCGUGGGUAUUGGCAGCUCUUGGUGAAACCCAGCUGUACUUGUCGACGAGAGGUUAUAUUUUCUUCGGAUCAUCCCAUUUCUCCAAUACGAUGUAUGACGAUUACAAUGAGUAUGACGCCUAUGAUGAUUAUGGGCCGCCUGACGUGCAUGAUCAGUACGACCGCCCGAGCUACCGGCAGGUGCCCGAGGUGGUCCGCAAUUUCUUAGUAUUCCUGCGCAAUUGCAUCAACGAAGGUAUGAUUUUCGAGAUUCAGAAUCUGUACGAGAAUUCAUUUCCCAAAAUAUCGGAGCAGCUGUUCGACAAGUCGCCAUGGCCGGACGCCUCGACGAUUGCCCAUAUCGUUGACAAUGAUGCAGUGUUUCUCACUCUCUAUAAGGAACUUUAUUAUCGGCAUAUCUACGCGCGUAUGCAAGGCCCGACAUUGGAGCAGCGUCUUAACUCUUUUUAUAAUUACUGCGAUCUUUUUAAUUAUAUUCUACAUCCGGACACCCCGGUGCAGCUGGAACUGCCUGAUCAAUGGCUGUGGGAGCUUAUCGACGAGUUCGUCUACCAAUUCCAAUCAUUUGCUCAAUAUCGCGCCAAUCUGUCCAAUAAGACACCAGAUGAGAUCGAAAAUCUAAAUGCGCAUAAUAAAAUCUGGGAUGUCCUGUGUGUAUUGAAUGUCUUGCACUAUCUGGUCGAUAAAUCGAAGAUAAAGAGCCAAUUGGAAGUAUACGCGAGCGGUGGCGAUCCAGAUUCUGUGGCUGGCGCUUUCGGUAGACAUUCCCUGUACAAGAUGCUUGGCUAUUUCUCGCUUGUUGGUCUCCUGAGACUGCAUUCUCUGCUAGGUGAUUAUUACCAGGCCAUCAAAGUUCUGGAGAAUGUGGAGCUCUACAAGAAAAGCGCAUACUCUCAUGUACCCGGCUGUCAGAUAUCGACGGCGUACUACGUGGGUUUUGCAUACAUGAUGAUGCGCCGUUAUGCAGAUGCGAUCAGAACAUUUUCCGGUAUCCUGUUAUAUAUCCAACGCACAAAGCAGUUGUUCGCUACGCGUAGCUACCAAAACGAUCAGAUUAAUAAACAGACUGAACAGAUGUAUCAUCUCCUUGCUAUCUGCCUAGUUCUACAUCCGCAGUGCAUAGACGAAGGCUUGCAGCAGGCUCUACGAGAUAAGAACUACCAUGAAAAAAUGUAUAAGAUGCAGUACGGUGAUCUCACUGAAUUCGAGAAUUGCUUCGUAUUCGCGUGUCCAAAAUUUCUAUCUUUGACACCACCAAAUCCGGACAAUCCCAAUGAAGAUUAUGUCCGUGAAGCCAUCAAGCAUCAAACCCAAGUAUUCAUGGACGAAGUAGUGCAACAAAAAAUGUUGCCGACCAUUCGUUCAUAUUUGAAACUCUAUACGACAUUGCCGUUAAGCAAAUUAGCCACAUUUAUGGGAAACAAUACUAGAUCCGAUAUUGAAGGCUGGGAUCUCGACAAGGAGGUCAAUGCAUUAACAAUCCAUUUAUUAUGCUUUAAGCACAAGAUGAAAAACAUCGUUUGGACAAAAGGCACAUCAGGAUUAGAUGGAAAAUUUCAAUCUGGCUCUGAGUUGGAUUUCUACAUUGAUCACGACAUGAUUCACAUCGCUGAUACGAAGGUAGCACACCGUUAUGGAGAUUUUUUUAUUCGAAAAAUCUUGAAGUUCGAAGAAUUGAAUCGCAAAUUGCAUCACAUAAAGAUUUAACUGUGAAUUUUACAGUUUGUAUUAUUAUACAAUUAUUAUAUAAAACAUCAUUAUUAUAUUAAAUCUUGAUAGUAUGUUUGCAGAAAAAAGGAAUAAAGUUUUCAAAAA